Molecule: messenger RNA, 1040 nt
Organism: Cuscuta campestris
Lineage: Eukaryota; Viridiplantae; Streptophyta; Magnoliopsida; Solanales; Convolvulaceae
Source: the annotation of a GenBank genome assembly
AGGGUACCCACAAAAUCAUCAUAUUCUUAGGUUUACAUAUUUUAGGGUUUUGUCGUGUGUAUAUAUACAGUAUGGAUAAAUAUAAUGGUCUGGUGGCGGCCGGAGCAGUUGAAGAAGGCGGCGGAGAUAUAAGAGGUUGAGGGGAAUGUUGGCUGGCUCGAUGUGGCGUUCCUUGUACGACAUCGUCGUCUUUGUCACUCGUUAGGGAUGAUGAUGAUGACGAUGAUGGACUGUGUGGUUGAGUGAACUCGGCAUCGGACCAGGCUUCAUUCCUCUCAAUCCAUAUAUCUAAUGAUAGUACUCUUUUCGGCCACGUUUGGGAACAGCGAUUUGAAUAAAACUUUUAAGGAGACGAAAAAGAGGGCCGGGUUGAGUUCAAGACCGGCCUUUGACGAGAAAUGUGGCAAGGAAAAGGGAUGCAUUGCAUUGCCAGAUCAGCUUUUUCCACUCUUAUCAUUGCAAGGCCAAAAUGUCUUGCUUGGGGGUUGUGACAGCAAAAGGGAUGCUAGCGGCUGCGACGGCUGGGGCACUGCGAUGCCCAGAGCUUUCGACAGCGGGGAUGCGAAAGCAUCAUUGACGGCGGUGCAGAAGCGGCGGAGGCGGCGGUGCAGAAGCAGCGGAGGCAGCGGUGCAGAAGCGACGGCGGCGGCGAUGCAGAAGCGGCGGCGGCGGCGGUGCAGAAGCGGCGGCGGUGCAGAAGCGGCGGCGAUGGCGGUGCAGAAGCAGCGGCAACGGCGGUGUACAAGGGUAGACGGCUCCAGUGGGGGUGGGGUGUGCAGGGGACCAGGGGUAGAAAAGAUGAGGGGCAUAAAGGGAAAGUCAACACAAUAUUCAUUCUACCUAAAUUUGCGCACCGAGUCAAAGCGGGAACUUUAAAUGUGGACGGAGGGAGUAUAUAAGAAGACAUGGCGGGAAUAGUUUGUGGAUAUAUGAGCAGUUCACAUUGUGUGGAGUACACUAAAAAAGUACUCUAAAUUGUAUCCUAAAGAGAUACAUUGGCAUUUUCAUGUUUCAUAUUGGUAUAAAAUGUUAGUGUAAUU